This is a messenger RNA of Pieris brassicae (large cabbage white), 3381 nucleotides long. RefSeq names its product kinesin-like protein Klp10A (gene Klp10A). NCBI's taxonomy places the organism in Eukaryota, Metazoa, Arthropoda, Insecta, Lepidoptera, Pieridae. The transcript is spliced from 19 exons. Gene Ontology annotation, biological process: microtubule-based movement. Gene Ontology annotation, molecular function: microtubule motor activity; microtubule binding; ATP binding. The record is from RefSeq and is a predicted model, not a curated record. Bases 315 to 2681 code for a protein of 788 amino acids.
GAUUAUAUUUAAAGUAUAUUUGCUCUCUUUAUUUAGUUUUAGUUUUAAAAUACAUUUUUAUUUUGUAUAAGACUUAAUUUUAAUAAUGCAAAAGUAGAAAGUGAUUGAUUUGACUGUUGUGUUGAAACAAAUUUGAAACGUUCUAGUGUGAAGUGUAGCUGGCUCGAUAUAACUGUCAGUCUGGGUGUAGAAAUUUAUUUGUAAUUUUCACCGGUUCUGUUCAAUAACCGAAUGAAUUAGACAAUAUUAGAACAAACGUUUAUUAUUAAAAUAUAAUGUUAAUUAGUGUUUAUGGUGUAUAAAUCAGUGCUAAAAUGGAUGACGACACUAUUAAAAUCCAAUCUGGGAUUAACAUCAACAUCAAGAGAACAGAUGGCCGCAUUCACUCAGCGAUCGUCUCCGGGCUUAACUUGGAGGCGAGGUCGGUGACAGUGGAAUGGUACGAGAAAGGCGAAACCAAGGGCAAGGAAGUGGAGAUUGACGCGAUCCUUGCCCUCAAUCCGGAAUUGUCAGUUGGUACCAGAAACACUUCGCAUUUGCAGCCAGCGCCUAAUAAAUUGACUCGGGACAUGACGCGUCAAUCCAUCCCAGUGGCUACGAAGGCGCCAGCACGGGUGACUCGUAACAAUCAGGCACGUGUGUCCAACGUAGGUGCUUACACCAAUGGGCACGGAGGUGACACGACCGGACGCAGAGGGGCAGAAAAUGUCCCGCCCCCGGUACAGGCCACGGCUCCGCCGCCCAAUUCUAGAAUCACUCAGCAGAUGCCAAACUCGGGCGGUCGUACCCGCUCAGGUAGCACGCCGAGUGCCGCUUCAGUUAUCCAAAACCCUUACUCUAACAAACGGAUGCAUAACAAAGAGUUCAAUCCCCCGCCAGUAUCAUCAGCACGGCCUGCAGCAGUCUCCAGUAAUGUCUAUAUACCACACCAGGUGGCGUCUGGGGCCGUGAGACGCUCCAACGUGGUAAAGGAAGUGGAGAGGCUUAAGGAGAAUCGCGAGAAACGACGGCAGAGACAGGCUGAGCUCAAGGAGGAGAAGGAAGCCCUUAUGAAUAUGGAUCCAGGUAAUCCAAACUGGGAGUUCCUAGCAAUGAUUCGCGAAUACCAGAGUAGCAUUGAGUUUCGGCCGUUGUUAGGCAACGAGCCGGUUGAAGACCAUCAAAUCACAGUAUGCGUUAGGAAGAGGCCGCUCAACAAAAAGGAAGUUGGUAAGAAAGAGGUGGACGUAAUAAGUGUACCGACGAAGGAUCAAAUGAUAGUACACGAGCCGAAGAACAAAGUGGAUCUCACGAAAUACCUCGAGAACCAGAAGUUCCGCUUCGAUUAUGCGUUCGAUGAUUCUUGUACUAACGAAGUUGUUUAUAAAUAUACAGCAAAACCUCUAGUUCAGACAAUAUUUGAAGGCGGUAUGGCUACGUGCUUCGCGUACGGACAGACAGGAUCAGGAAAGACUCACACGAUGGGGGGAGAUUUUCAAGGCAAGCAGCAAGACUGCAAGAAGGGGAUAUACGCGAUGGCGGCGCGUGAUGUGUUCACAUACCUCAAGUCUCCUAAGUACAAGCCGCUUAACCUCAUCGUCUCCGCUUCCUUCUUCGAGAUAUACUCCGGAAAAGUAUUCGACCUACUAGCGGACAAGGCGAAGUUACGAGUGCUAGAGGACGGCAAGCAGCAAGUGCAGAUAGUGGGUUUGACUGAGAAAGUUGUAGAUAAUGUUGAUGAAGUUCUCAAGCUUAUACAACACGGAAACUCUGCUAGGACUUCGGGACAGACAUCAGCCAAUUCAAACUCUUCCCGGUCGCACGCGGUGUUCCAAAUAAUAGUUCGGUCUCCGGGAAUGCAUCGUGUGCACGGAAAAUUCUCUCUCAUCGAUCUCGCGGGUAACGAAAGGGGCGCCGACACAUCCUCCGCCAAUAGGCAGACACGUAUGGAAAGUGCCGAGAUCAACAAAUCUCUUCUAGCAUUAAAGGAGUGUAUUCGCGCUCUCGGAAUGAAAGGGAAUAACCAUUUACCGUUCAGAGUCUCCAAACUAACACAGGUGCUCCGUGACAGUUUCAUUGGCGACAAAUCUCGCACUUGUAUGAUUGCUAUGAUCUCACCCGCCAUGUCGUCCUGUGAACACUCGCUCAAUACGCUGCGAUAUGCUGACAGAGUGAAAGAGCUAGGAACAUCUGAAGGCCCGAGGCGCGGCGAGUCUCCUCUUGCGGAUGUUGAGAUGGAGCCCGAACACGACGACCUCGCGCAUCUGCGGUCUCUUAAUAAUAAUUGUUAUCUAGUGUACCCUCAGGAAGGCGACAUGUCAGCUGAGAUGUACAACUUCCACGAAGCGAUAGACGAGCUUCAGCGUGCUGAGGAAGAAGUUUUGGACAAUCACAAGGCAAUCUCUGACUAUAUGCAGCAUACUCUGCAAAGAUGCAAUCAGCUGCUCGGUAUCACUAGAGACGUGGACUACGAUCAGGAUGGAACGUACAUGUAUGCUCGGAAGCGUAUACGUGCCGUCAGCUAUGGUCUUGGCACUGCACGAUCGCGGCAUUUGCUAGCAUAUGCGACGCAGUGGGAGGAGCUUUUGAAUGAGCAAUUGGCCGUGUUGGCUCAAUCUCGUGACUUGGUCGCCGAAUUUCGCACCAAAAUGCAACAGGAGGAACACAUAUCGCGACACAUUCAGCCCCCGCGCCAUCAGUAGAUAUGGAAUUUAAUUUGCAGUUUUCGAGUCUUCGCUGGCAACAUUGUUAACUGUCAAACGACGUAGCCGUCAUUCGGUUUGUGUUAUGAGCUCUCCGUCAAAAUAGUUCUUUAGUAUUUGUAGUUAGAAAUAUAGUUUUCUGAGUUCGAUGCAACGGUUCGAUUUGUUACAAUUCUCAUUUUAUUAGUGUAUUACUCAUUUGUAUGUUUCUUUCAAAGCUUUUCAAUAAACACUUGUUUCUUUUAUUUUACAACAUAUGUAGUAAAGUUCCUAUGUAUAUAAGCACUAUGUAUGCAUUUGUCCAGAUUAUUCCUUUUAAGAGAACUAUAAACCAGAGCCGGGUUUGACAUUUGACUGUGUUGCCAUGUAUGACGGCCUCACGACACAUCGUAUUUGGUCAACUGUGACAUAAACGACGGCUUUAACACAGUAAAUCUUUUUGCCGAAACAAUGAAUGUGUAGCUGGCCUACUUAUGUUCGCAAUUCUAAUACAACAAUUUAACUCAUCUAACCAUUACGUCAAUCGAGAUACCGUCGUAUUAUUAAUAUAUUAUUAGAGACUGUUUAUUUUAAGAUGUGUUUUAAGCACGAGCGAGGCCCGCGUCACAACUUUGGGCGUUAAACUUUUGAUGAAUUUUGUAACUAAUAGACAACUAUAGUCUUAACGAUUUUUAUUGAAAUAAAAAUGUUUUAAAAUGAU